Astyanax mexicanus (Mexican tetra) is the source of this 1165-nucleotide messenger RNA. Its product is annotated as cytochrome P450 2D9-like. The coding region runs from base 1 to 615 and encodes 204 amino acids. Gene Ontology annotation, biological process: xenobiotic metabolic process. Gene Ontology annotation, cellular component: intracellular membrane-bounded organelle; cytoplasm. The transcript is spliced from 4 exons. Lineage: Eukaryota; Metazoa; Chordata; Actinopteri; Characiformes; Acestrorhamphidae. The record is from RefSeq and is a predicted model, not a curated record. Gene Ontology annotation, molecular function: iron ion binding; oxidoreductase activity, acting on paired donors, with incorporation or reduction of molecular oxygen, reduced flavin or flavoprotein as one donor, and incorporation of one atom of oxygen; heme binding.
AUGGACCUGCAAGGUGGUGGAACAGAAACCUCCUCCAACACCCUCCUAACAGCAUUCCUGUACCUCAUGAAACAUACAGACAUUCAAGAGAGAUGCCAGCAGGAGAUCGAUGAGGUUCUGGGGAGUAAACCUCAUGCAUCUUUUGAGGACAGACACAACAUGCCGUACACCCAUGCUCUUUUCUGUGAGUCUCAGCGCAUUGCCAGUACUCUGCCUUUGGCUGUACCCCACUGCACCACCAAUGACACUGAACUGAUGGGCUACAGCAUCCCUAAGGGUACACUUAUCAUCCCAAACAUUGACUCUGUUCUAAAAGAGGAAGGCCAGUGGAAGUUUCCUAAUGAGUUCAACCCAGCUAACUUCUUAAACGAGCAGGGACAGUUCGAGAAGCCUGAGGCCUUCGUGCCCUUUUCUAUGGGACCCCGUGUGUGUCUUGGUGAGAGUCUGGCUCGCAUGGAGCUCUUCCUCAUUAUGGUCACCUUACUGCGCCACUUCCAGUUCUUCUGGCCUGAAGAUGCAGGAGAACCGGACUUCACUCCUGUAUUUGGAGUCACGGUCUCACCCAAGCCCUACAAGAUGGGAAUCAGGCUGAGACAACCAGCCAGUAAGACUUAGAGCCUGGCACCAAAUGCCAGUGGGAUAGGUCUUAAUAAGACUAAAUACAAAGUAUAACUAGAUUUCACACACGGUAAUCCACAAUAACAGUAAUAAAAAUAGUAGGAAGUGAUUCUGAAUUAGAGGCGAUGUAUAUGUUCUAAGAAUACAAAUUAACAUUAGAUGUUUAUAUUAAAGAGAAAUCUAGUGAUGUAUGAGAAACUCCUUAAAAGCUCUUCGUUUGCUUAUAAUCAGACUUUUACAUGAUGUUAACUGACAUUAUUCAUGAACUACACUGUGGGAUUCACAUGUUGUUCUGAAAUAUAAUUUCUUGGGCAUUAGUUUUAUAGACCAUGUAUGAUUUUACCCUUAAACACAGCAAGAGAUUCAUACGUAGGUAUGUAGCAUAGAUAUCUAAUGGUCAAAAAUAAAAUGUUAAUGCUGAAAGGCAUGAAAAAAACAGAUGUGUUUGCUUAAAUGUAUGUAAGUACAUAAGUGUAUGAAUUAAAUGAGAGAUCAUAUGGAAAUGUACUAAUCAAAAAUCUAUUUUUAAAAAUAUGUUGAUGGUUGU